UUGUCUAUCGGGAGAAACCGGUUAUGUCUCUAACAGACUAUAUGUCAUAUACUGAAGGACUGUUUGGCCUAUGGUUUGGCACAAAUGGCAAAGACUUUGUUAUUUGGAUAAUUGAGAGUCAAUUCUGGACUCUAUCACUACUUAUUAUCAAGUGCCUCAAAUAUAUUGAUGGGAAGUGUGACUAUUGGCGCAAACAAGGCGUACGGACAGCGAGUGUCAGUCUAUGGACACGACUCACGAAACAGUGGUUUGAAUGGCAACGGGAUCUCUACGUCCGUAACGGCAAGUGUUUCGGUGUCUAUGAGUUGGGAAAA
Molecule: messenger RNA, 314 nt
Organism: Oppiella nova
Lineage: Eukaryota; Metazoa; Arthropoda; Arachnida; Sarcoptiformes; Oppiidae
Source: the annotation of a GenBank genome assembly